UAUAGCUCUCGAUGAAACAAAACAUUGAUGACAAGGCAGCGUGACGGCGGGCGUCACCUAUUAAUUUUACAAUAAUUUUAUGGAAAUAGUCAAAAUUUUCAGUCACAAGAACAAACGUUCGGGCAUUUUGAAUAAUGUGUUCAGUGUCAUCGAUCGUAUAGCUACAAUGACGACUAAAAAGACUGUUAUCAAAGGUAGCAAAGAGAGUAAUGACAAAAAUCAUGAUGGCUUACCCGACAUAGCUUUGGCCGCCAUAGCUUCUUACAAAAAACAGAAAGAAGUCGGCGAAUUCAUGAGUUUUCUUCUGGCGGCUCUCGAGCGCAAUGCUGGAUGGCUAAACAGCAUCAUAGACAAACAGAAUAACUUUAAAUGUGUCUUCAUGACUGGCGCUGGCCCGAAUCGUUUUCACCUCCAAGAAGUGAUCUAUCCAGCGCAGGAUGAAAACCUAAAAUUGGAAGUAGAGCCUAAAGACUCCGAAGAUCAUGACAAGAUUGCCGUGGCAGCUCUGUUGAAGAUGCCCAGCGCAGAGAUUGAUUACAUGAUAAAGUUCAUAAAGACGAAAUUGAAUGAUAAUAUAUUAUUGAAAGAUGAUUUGUUGAAGGGUAAGUCUAUGGGUAUCAGCUUUGCUGUUCUAAGGCCAUUUUCUGAGAAGCAAUUUAGAGUAGCCGAAAGGAUAGUGAUUGAGAACUCUUUGAAAUGCCCUGCGCCAUUUAAGAAGAGGCGGAGAGAGGAGAAACUCUUCAUAGGCCCUCCAAUGAAGACUAAAAAGGUUGCAUAGUUUUGAGAGUGAUUGAAGGGAAAAUUAUGGAAGUAGUUGCGGCACACCGCGGUGUCAUGGCGCAUGUAAUGGCAACAAUUCGAACCGGCUAUAAAAUUCGCAACUCACAGUAAAUUACACUCAUUUUUGCAGUGAUCGUUUCCGAUUACACGUGAUGGAUGGGGCAUCCAUUUGCGGAGAACUAGUACAUUUCCACCAAUGUUAUUAUUGCUUUCACUUCAAUAUUGCACUUGUACUGAAUUAAUAAAUACCUUGUCAUCA
Messenger RNA from Plodia interpunctella (Indianmeal moth), 1039 nucleotides. RefSeq lists its product as uncharacterized. The transcript has a single exon. NCBI's taxonomy places the organism in Eukaryota, Metazoa, Arthropoda, Insecta, Lepidoptera, Pyralidae. Bases 80 to 778 code for a protein of 232 amino acids. The record is from RefSeq and is a predicted model, not a curated record.